Anopheles maculipalpis is the source of this 2583-nucleotide messenger RNA. RefSeq lists its product as uncharacterized. The coding region runs from base 1 to 2583 and encodes 860 amino acids. The transcript has 2 exons. NCBI's taxonomy places the organism in Eukaryota, Metazoa, Arthropoda, Insecta, Diptera, Culicidae. The record is from RefSeq and is a predicted model, not a curated record.
AUGUCGCAGUCCCACAUCGCCCGGAUCAUGCACGACGCGCUGCACCGCGGCGUGCAGCGGGACAACGACGAGUUGUUGCAGCUCAGACAGCAGCCAGAGUUUUUCUCCGCCGAAAACAAAACGUACGCAGUAAAUUUGCUCGCAUACGCGCUUGGCCACCUGCCAGCAACAUGCGCUACCAGCUUUGAGCAGUGGAAGCACUCCGAUCAGUUGGUUACCGAUCGGAAACUGCACAAAUCACUGGCCGCCCUCGUCGAUCGUAUGCCGACGCUCGAGUUUCAACUCAUCCCACUGGUGCUGAUACAGCGCGAUCAAAUCAAUGCUUCGUUUUUGCUGCGAAUACGCAAAACACCGGGCGCUUUCGACUCCUUCAUGUAUCUUGAUCUGACCGGUCGGAAGUAUGAUCAGUUUGGCCAGUUUCUCACCGCAAACAAGCUUCCAGAGUGCACGUUGUGGUAUCCGGCCGACGGACAGUUGCAGUAUGCACGCAAUCCGACCGACGAUUCCCGCUUGGCACCGUCGCUGGUGAUCGAAUGUCGCAAAAUAACGCGCACCAGCGACGUGUGGCAGGAGCUAACGAUGGUCGGCGGUGCGGUUGCAUCGCUGUUCGCUUUUACGCCGGUCGGUGCUUCGUUGGCCAUUCCGCUCACAUUCAUGGGGAGCAUGUUUUCGCUCACGGAUCUGGUGGACAGCUGUAAGCACGAUCCGGCCAGUGGAAUAGCUAGACGCGCGUUCGCACUAACGCUCAACCUGACCACCUUCGCGAGCGUCGGUCUAACGGCAGCCUGUCGGGUGGAAAAGUUGAGCCGUCUGCUGCCAGCGGAAAAGUUACUUCAACUCGAACGGGCCAAAAAUUUCCUCUCCGGAACCUUGCGGACCGUCACUACCGGUGGUGCUAUCCUAGCGGUAAUUGGCACGGUUGGCGGCUGGCAAACCCUAUCCAACGGUGAGUGGAUGGAAAUGGCUGCUCUGCUCUGUUUCGCCUACCGGGAGAAUUUCAACAAAACGAUCGCCAUACGUCUAUUCGAAAAAAUGCAAUGGAACGGGGUGUUUAAUUUCUUCAAAAACCUAUGCGCCAACGUACCGAUCGGCGUGCUGCGCACGCAGCUAAAACAACCGUGGUUCGAUGGUAUGCUAAAGUUUGUGGUCGAUUUUCUAAGCAACGGUAUUCAGUUUACGGUGGACGACAGUUUCACCACGAUUACGGUCUUCGGCUAUCAGCUCCAGUUUGAUACACUGUUCAAAAUUAAUUGGUCUCAGCUGCGAACCUUGCUCGUGUUUCUGCAAUCGUUCACGACCAACAUCGGUGCAGCCGCCGACAGCGUGAAGCAGAAACGAUGGACACAAACGCAUGUAGACGAUGUGCAGAAGCUGCUGCUGCUCGUAGGUCAACUGGGCGACGUUUGCUGCAAAAUGCUGGCCGAUUACAUUACGCUCGGACACGGCCAUCGCUUUACUCUCGGUACCGUGCGUACCUUCCUUACUGCUGACAAGCUGAACAAGACGAAAUUGUUGCGAACACUUGCUUCACUCAAUUCGACCGCUACGGACGCAUUAAACGAGAUGCGAGAAUCAGGCCACAUUAAGGGUGGUGAUCCGAAGCUAUUGCAAUGGCUUGCGCAGCAUAAAGCUUCGAGCUACGGUACCGCACUUGGUGCGCUGCUUGCGGUCGGGGCAAAGACACCGGCCGAAAAGUUAAAAUCGUGUCCGAUCACAUUCGAUGACGAGCAGCGUAUCGUCGUCAGUCCGCUGCUUGCCUUUAGUGCGCAAGAUUUCCUUGCCGUGCCCGAGAGCCGUCGCGACAUCCUGCUGGGCGAUGAACGUUUCCUGCGCCUUUGUUACGAUGCAGAUAAGCAGCUGUUGCUUCCACGUGCCACCCGUGUGUGGUUACACACAUGCGGCAGUGACACCGACGCCAUCCAUUACCUUGAAACGGUCGGACUGCUCAAGCAGCUGUUCGAACGGGCCGGUGGACCGGUAUCGCUAGCGGUCGCGCUGGAUUAUGCGCUCGAUUUCGAGGCCACACCGGUCGUGCCACAGGUUUACUACAGCAUUCUCAGCUCUUGGGCCCAAUUGAUCGUCGCACAAUCAGCACCGUUAAGCAAGCGAACGAUGCAGUCACGGUUUGUGCAGCUGAUGGCGGACGCGAAAUCACUCGGUAUGGCACGAUACAUCUCGGCGCCGGUUCCAGAGAAACUUGACGUACACGAUAACGACUCCAUGAUCAGGCUGGCACGUGAGAUGAUCCAGAAGCAGGCGGUUGUUGCGGGUGAUACGGACUGUAUGAUUCCUUUCGGGCCCAUCGAACGGGCUGCAUGCUGGUUGGGGUUGAGUCCUGCCAUGCGCGGUCUUGCCGUUCGGCAACGCUUCCUGCAAUUGGCUGUGGUGGUGGUGACAGAGGGUUCGGGCCGUGCGUUGGAACUACCAGCUGAAAACGUCCAGAGCACGCAAACGGUUAAUAUGCGGCGGCUGAUGUUUUCAAACAAUGGCUAUAAGGUCAUAGUGGAAGUAAAGAUCCCUGGGGACGAUAAUGUAUAUGUUUCAUUUUAUCUCGUCAGCAACACAAUAAUUAAAAGUGAAUAA